Molecule: messenger RNA, 531 nt
Organism: Penicillium daleae
Lineage: Eukaryota; Fungi; Ascomycota; Eurotiomycetes; Eurotiales; Aspergillaceae
Exons: 2
Coding region: 1-531 (176 amino acids)
Source: RefSeq, a predicted model, not a curated record
AUGCACCCAAUAUCCUUCCUCUCCUUCUUCUCCGUCUUCCUAUCCCUCUCCCUUGCAGCACCAAACACCCUAAACAUCACAGUCAUCAACGCCCAAAACAACCACUCCACCCUCGAAUGCUGGGCCAUUGAACCAGGCUUCCAGACCUCCUCGACAGCCGGCACGUCGGGUACCCAGGCACUGAAUCUGGGCCCUAUCGGGGGACCGGGUACUAAUGCGUCGUAUACGGUUCUCCCGCCGGGUUUUGAUGGGGGCAGACAUAAUGCUCCUGCGAGGCAAUGGGUUAUCUUCCUCACCGGCCUAGCUCACAUAACCCUCCCCAACUCGACGGCCGAAGCCUGGGUUCCCGGCGGCAAGUACGGGGUUAUCCUCGCACUUGAUACGGCGGGCGUUAGUAUCCUGGGCCAUGUUACUAGGUAUCCCUCGACGGGGGAGACGGUUGCGGUGCAGGUUCCGUUGGGCGAGGGGGGUGUGCCGGGGCAUGUGGUUUUGUAUGAGGGGGGUUGUGUUGGGGAGGAGGUUUCUGGGUGA